GAAGAACAGCAACCUCUACAAGUACUCCUGUGGGAUUGUGCUCAUUGGAAGACUGGGUUUGAAGGCAAUUAAAAGUGGAUUUUUAACACCCCUGCGCUGUUUCUGGCAAAUUUUGCUUCUUCUUCACAUUUUUCGCUUUGGCAAGCUGAAGACUGCUGCCUUUCUCUCUCUUUCUCUGCUACAAACAAGGAGAUCAACCAGCCUGCAGUAAGAAGAAGCAAAGCCUUGAAGCAACAACUGAAAAAAACCCUCUAGAAAGGUUUUAAGGACUGCAUUGUGCAGAGAAAACGCAGAAUUGCCAAUGCCUCUUGUCCGCUCUCUCUCCGUCACCUCUCUCAAUGGGCUCCCCCAGUGGGAAGACGAAGAGCUCCCGGUGGAGGAUUUAUUACUGUUUGAAGUGGCUUGGGAAGUCACGAAUAAAGUGGGCGGCAUCCACACCGUGAUUCAGACCAAAGCCAAAAUCACACUGGACGAAUGGGGGGAAAACUACUUCCUCAUCGGCCCUUACUUUGAGCAAAACGUGAAGACCCAGGUGGAAGUCUGUGAGCCGCCCAACGUGGCAGUGAAAAAAGCCAUGGAGAGCAUGAAGGACGGUGGGUGCCAGGUGUAUUUUGGCAGGUGGCUGAUAGAAGGGAGCCCAUAUGUGGUCCUGUUCGACAUAGGGUCAGCAGCUUGGAAUCUGGACAAGUGGAAAGGGGAAUUCUGGGAUGCAAGCCACAUUGGAAUCCCUUCCCAUGACCGAGAAGCAAACGAUGCCCUCAUCUUUGGAUCAGUAACUGCCUGGUUCUUGAAAGAGCUCACCGAUCAAUUUGAAGAGAAGCCUAAUAUCAUUGCUCAUUUCCAUGAAUGGCAAGCAGGACCUGGACUGAUCCUUUCUCGAUAUCAGAAGAUCCCCAUCGCGACCAUCUUCACGACUCACGCUACUCUGCUGGGAAGGUACCUAUGUGCAGCAAGUAUAGACUUCUACAACCACCUGGACCAGUUUGACAUAGAUAAAGAAGCAGGCGAAAGGCAGAUAUACCACCGGUACUGCAUGGAACGGGCAUCGGUACACUGUGCCCACGUGUUCACCACGGUCUCUCACAUAACAGCCAUAGAAGCGGAACACAUGCUCAAAAGAGCAGCCGAUGUUGUCACCCCCAACGGUCUGAACAUUAAGAAAUUCUCGGCCAUGCAUGAGUUCCAGAAUUUGCAUGCCACCUGCAAAUCAAGGAUCCAAGAGUUCGUUCGGGGCCAUUUCUAUGGCCAUCUUGAUUUCAACCUUGAAAGGACCUUGUUUUUCUUCAUCGCGGGGAGAUACGAGUUUUCGAACAAAGGGGCUGACAUGUUUCUGGAGGCCUUAUCUAGAUUAAACUUCCUACUGAGGGUCCACAGGAGUGACAUCACGGUCAUCGUGUUCUUCAUAAUGCCAGCACACACCAACAAUUUCAACGUGGAAACUUUGAAAGGCCAGGCAGUCCGAAAGCAGCUCUGGGACACUGCACAUUCUGUGACGGAGAAGUUUGGCAAGAAGCUCUAUGACGCUCUAUUAAGAGGAGAAAUUCCCGAUAUGAACAAGAUCCUGGAUCGUGACGAUCUGACCAUCAUGAAACGAGCCAUAUAUUCAACCCAGCGACAGAGCCUGCCUCCCGUGACAACCCACAACAUGAUCGAUGAUUCCAGUGACCCCAUCCUCAGCACCAUUAGACGGAUCGGUCUUUUCAACAACCGGACGGAUCGGGUUAAGGUGAUACUGCACCCCGAAUUCCUUUCUUCAACUAGCCCAUUAUUACCCAUGGACUAUGAGGAGUUCGUCAGAGGUUGCCACCUUGGUGUCUUCCCAUCAUACUAUGAGCCCUGGGGCUAUACUCCUGCCGAGUGCACCGUCAUGGGGAUUCCCAGUGUGACCACAAACCUCUCAGGAUUUGGCUGCUUCAUGCAGGAACAUGUAGCUGACCCAGCCGCUUACGGUAUUUACAUCGUGGAUAGGAGAUUCCGCUCCCCAGAUGAGUCUUGCAACCAGCUGACGCAGUUCCUUUAUGGAUUCUGCCAGCAAUCACGACGACAACGAAUCAUCCAGAGAAACCGAACGGAGAGGCUCUCAGACCUGCUGGAUUGGAGAUAUCUAGGAAGG
Varanus komodoensis (Komodo dragon) is the source of this 2113-nucleotide messenger RNA. RefSeq names its product glycogen synthase 2 (gene GYS2). Gene Ontology annotation, biological process: glycogen biosynthetic process. The transcript is spliced from 14 exons. The record is from RefSeq and is a predicted model, not a curated record. Gene Ontology annotation, cellular component: cytoplasm. The annotation marks the transcript as partial. Gene Ontology annotation, molecular function: alpha-1,4-glucan glucosyltransferase (UDP-glucose donor) activity. NCBI's taxonomy places the organism in Eukaryota, Metazoa, Chordata, Lepidosauria, Squamata, Varanidae.